Lethenteron reissneri (Far Eastern brook lamprey) is the source of this 5014-nucleotide messenger RNA. RefSeq names its product CD109 antigen-like. The record is from RefSeq and is a predicted model, not a curated record. Lineage: Eukaryota; Metazoa; Chordata; Hyperoartia; Petromyzontiformes; Petromyzontidae. Gene Ontology annotation, molecular function: endopeptidase inhibitor activity. Gene Ontology annotation, cellular component: extracellular region.
UUCAUUCACUGCUCUUCUGAUUGCAGCAAAUCAAGACCGGGAUUCCAGGUUCUUGUGUACGCAUGCAAGAUGAAGCUCUUUAUUCUACUGCUGACAGCCACUGUUGCUCAAAGUGCCACGUACCUUGCGACCUUUUCGUAUUGGUAUGGGUAUGCACAGACGAGAUCAGAUCUUGCCAUGGGCUUCUCACUGUUGCCAGGACCUGGUAAUGAGACCCUCGUCAAUGUGACCUUCGACAUCCCGUCACGUGGUAUCAAGAAAGAACUUGACAACCUGAGUGUGGGCACAACGACUAUGGUCACCUUUCCAACUAUGCUGAAUAGUGAUUGGUUCAUGAUGAACCUGGUGGGCAAGUCUGAAAACCAAGAGCUCUUCAACACGCCACUGUAUACUGGAUAUUAUCAUUGGUUAAACAUCAUUAUUCAAAGUGAUCGAUAUUUCUAUCAGCCGGGUCAGACAGUUCAGUGUAUAUUAUUUGGUGUCCAUGGCAAUCGCUUGCCUUACUUGGGACGCUUUAACAUCUCUCUGCAGAGUUCUUUUGGGGACGUAAAGAAGACCUGGCAGAAUGUGCAGGGAGAGAACGGCGUCGUGUCACUGCAGUACUCACUGUCUGAGACGGCGCCAGAAGGAUACUGGUAUCUGCAGGUGGAGGCAGAAGAGCACGAAACUAAUGGCUACUGGCAUGCAUUUGAAGUCAGAAACUAUGUGGAUAUUGUGCUCAUUGACGUCCCACGCUACUUCGAUCUCAGUAGAAGUGACGACCUCUCUGGAGUAAUAUCUGCAUGGUACCAGGGCAAGACCUUCAAAGGCACAGCAACUGUCACCAUUGGUCCAUAUUACAACUCUAAUGCAUGGAUUACAAAGGAUGUGAAUGUUGAUGGAAAUGGAUACUUCACUUUCCGCCGGAGGGAGCUUAUGCAGCUGUUUUCUGCCAAUACCUCAGAAAUACAUGAUUCAACAAUCUCAGUCGUCAUUACCGAUGAUGCAACAGGCAUGAGAAUGGAAAAAAACACCGGGGUUAUUUUUUCAAAGAACAGAGUUGAAAUUUAUUUUCAUGGGGAUUGGAGAUUCAUUCCUGGUAUUAACUUUAAAAGUAAUAUAAGACUUUAUCUGGUAGAUGGACUGCCACUCACUUCAAAAGACCGAGAGACAAAGCUUACAGUGUCAGUCAAACAGUACAUAUCAUGUCUUGAGCAGAUGAGUUGCCCUGGGAUCAAUAAUGGAUCUCAGAUAUUGGAUCAAACUGAUGCCAAUUACACAGUGCCAACGAACGGAAUUGUUUUCAUCGAUGUGCCAACUUCCAAAGAAGCAAAUUUCCUGACUGUGGAGGCACGAUUUGGUGAAGUCGUUGUUUGUAAUUCGAUAUCAGCAUGGGUGAGUUUUCAAAAUGGAUCAUUUUUGCACGUGACAGCCAGUGAAACCAAUGUCAAGGUUGGGAGCCCAGUUUCCUUCACAUUAAAAAGCUCAGACAGCAGCAUCACCAAAGUGUCUUACCAGGUCGUGUCAAUAGGCCAGGUGCUAGAGGCUGGUGUGGCUCGCUUUCCACAAUUUACGCUGACUCCCUCAAGUGCCUGGGGUCCUGUAGUCUUCAUCAUCGUAUAUUAUGGAACAGACGAUGGCUACAUCGUCCAUGAAAGUGUACAGCUGAGGGUGCAGGACUUGGAGAACAAGGUGGAGGUGAAGUGGAGCACAACAACAGCUCAACCUGGGACUAGUGUGAGCCUGCAAGUCACAGCCUCUGACCCCCAGUCAUUUAUUGGUGUCAUUGCGGUUCCAGCAAAUUUAUUUAGAGACUACCCAAGCCAGUUCUCCUCUCUCCUGUAUCAAUAUCAAUACUAUGAUUAUAAUUAUUACUGGUGGUGGACAAGCAACAUAUUUGAGGCUGCUGGGCUGAGCUAUGUGACUAAUGGAAACAUGGACUACUGGAAUAAACCACCUGUAAAUAAUGGAAAAUCAAGGAAAUUGGAAAAUCGCUUACUCAAUGAUGGACUUCUGGAUACCUGGUUUUGGCAGAAUGGUGUCCUCGGGCCAGACAAGACAAUCACAUUCACAGCCACUGCCCCUGAAAUCAACUCCCACUGGAUUGCCGUUGCCUUUUCCAUAUCAAACACAAGUGGAUUAUCGGUGGAUUAUACCAGCACUCCGUUUGAAGUGACCUCACCAUUGCAAGUCACCAUAAAUGUACCCAGCGUUACAUUUCUUGGAGAAGAGUUCAUUGUGGAGGCAACAGUCUUCAACAAGCAGACACAGACAGCUCAGGUCCUUGCAAAACUGAUGGAGAAUGAAAACUUCACGAUUCUGUUCCAAAGCAACGGUCUCUCCCCCAAUGAACGAAGCUUGAAUGUGUCCGGUCAGAAUUCUGCCACUGCCUUCUUCCCGGUUUCUCUGAAUGUUGACGGCAAAGUUUCCUUCGCUGUAGUUGUCUCCUACCAAAAUGUGGAUUACACAGUGGUGGGAUACACAUUGGUCAAGUACCCAGGCUUCCCACAAACGUACUCGGAGAGUGCCCUCCUCAGCCUUUAUGAUAAUACAAAUUUCACAAGAUCAUUUGUGUUCAAUUUCCCACCCAACAUUGUACAAGGAAGCAGUUCAGCCGUCCUUUACAUCUACGGAGACAUCAUUGGGCCCUCCCUCACUGGGCUGGACCAGCUCAUUCAGAUGCCGUACGGCUGCGGGGAGCAGAACAUGAUCAACUUUGCACCGGGAAUCUACAUCCGGAUGUAUCUGGACGUGUCCCACCAGACAACGCCAGAUAUCGCUGUUAAAUCCUUGAAUUACAUGAAUUCAGGCUAUGAACGAGAGCUCACGUACAGGAGAAGUGAUGGCUCCUUCAGUGCAUUUGGAAACUAUGAUCAACAAGGCAGUACAUGGCUGACAGCGUUCGUGCUGAGGACUUUCCUGCAGGCACGGAGUUAUAUCCCUGUGGACAGCAAUGUGAUCGACACUGCUCGCAACUUUCUGCUGAACUCUUUGGCACCAUCUGGUCAGUUCACGGAGCAUGGCUACGUGAUUCACAGGGAGCUGCAGGGCGGCUCUGCCAGCCACAUCAGCCUGACAGCCUACACUCUCCUCGCCUUCCUGGAGGACAGUACGAAUAACAAUGUGAACAUCUCAAGUGCUAUCCACUUCCUGGAGGCGAAUGUGAGUGGUGGCGGCGUGGCAGCCAGCCUGCCCUUGGCCCUCACAGCGUACGCCCUCUCCCUCGCCAACAGCAGCCACGCCGAUACUGCCCUGACCCUACUCAACAGCCGCUCCACUUCAAUAGAGAAUGGGCUGAAGUUCUGGUCAGACUCUGCAUCAAAUCAAGAGUCCUACUACUGGCAGCCGUCGGCCAUCACCAUUGAGACCACAGCAUACGCCCUCCUGGCUCAUCUUCAUCAGAACAAAAUUGCAGAGGCGGUCCCUAUCAUGAAUUGGCUGAGUCAGCAGAGGAACCACCUGGGAGGAUAUGCCUCCACACAGGACACAAUAGUGGCGCUGCAGGCUCUGUCCGAGUUUGCCGUGUGGCAGUUUGGAAAAGUUUCUGGUUCACUAACUGUCUCUACCGCAUUGCCGAGCGGCCCCAUCACCGUGCAGCUGUCCGGCAUGAAUGCCACGGACAAGCGCAUUGUGAAGAUUUCUACAAGCUCAAACUUAAAUGUGACUCUGUCUGGAACUGGUAGUGGACAAGUUAUUGCACAGCUGAACGUGUUCUACAACGUGCGGGAUUCCCCGGUGGUACGCAGAGCUCGCUCGGCGGCCCCCAGCCCAAGCUACGAGCUCGAUGUGUACUUCGAAGACACCGGGGUUAACGGUUCCAUCGGGGAGCAGGUGGUGCUGACAGCAUGCACAAGAUGGAUGGGCCAGGAUGCCUCUGGCAUGGCCCUCAUGGAGACGAACCUGCUCAGUGGCUUCUUGGGUGAUGAGAAAAUCGCCCUAACUGACAACCUCAAGCUCGUGGAGACAUCGCCAGGAAAAAUCCACCUCUACUUUGUGAAUCUAAAUGAGAAUUCAACUUGUGUGAACAUCACACAGUAUAGAGUUGCACCAGUGGCAAAAACAAUGGAAGCAUUGGUUUCAAUUAGUGACUACUAUGAACCAAGAACAAGAGUGGAGAUGCAAUACAAGUCCCUAAAGCUGUCUAAUAUAACCUUGCAGUCCUUCUGUGGUGAAACCUGCACGUUUCAAAGCAAUGUACUUGCUGCUGCUAUCAGCACUACUGCUGCCACCCAGACCACAGUGAAGGCAAGCGGCACUACUGCUGCCACCCAGACCACAGUAAAGGCUAGCGGAAUUAUGUCAGGUAGUGGUAUGAACCCUUUACUGUGGUUCCUGAUGCCUGCUGCCUUCUGCCUGUCCUGGAUGUGGCUCUGAAGAAUAAUCCUCUAUGACUGGGGGGCCUUGAAAGCACUCGCUCACAGCUAUGUUAUUUGUAUCAACUUCACAACGUAGUGUGUGCCUUCUAAUCAAAUAGAAAACUACGUAAUAAAACAUAAAACAAAUCAUAUGAUACUUUGUAAGUGGUAUGUUUCAGUUGCUAAUGUAUGUGUAGCCAAAGAUGGCUGAGCAGGGGGUUAGGAAUAGCAUUGUUUUGGAAUACUGUUAUUGGUGGUGGUUGUCAACUCACAUUUGACAUUUUUCAGCAUAUAACAUGAGCACUCCUUUAAACUAACAUAUAUAAUCAUGAUGUUUUAUAGCAUUACACUCCACUAAUAUAUGAAGGAGAAAUGCAAGUUAAUAAACAUGCACCAUAUGGGCCUGCACUGAUUAAAAAUAUCAAAACCUGAAUCACUUUGUUCAACAAUGAUGGGAUACGAUUACAAUAUUUGCAUUCUCUUUCUGUAAGGGCACACAUUUCCCAGUACUUUUUAAUUUGUUGGAAUUGUUGCUUUUGUGUUUAUAUCUGUCAGUGCCAUAAACAUUCCUUUCAGAGCAGGUCUUUGUUUAGGGAAGUAUGUGCACAAGAUUGAUAACGAGUUAUUGAAAUCAAGAAAUAAUAAACAUGAUGAAUUGUGAAUAAAAUUGAUUGAGUGUA